Molecule: messenger RNA, 471 nt
Organism: Cadophora gregata
Lineage: Eukaryota; Fungi; Ascomycota; Leotiomycetes; Helotiales; Ploettnerulaceae
Exons: 2
Coding region: 1-471 (156 amino acids)
Source: RefSeq, a predicted model, not a curated record
AUGCUGUUUAACACUGCCACCAUCACUGCUGUCGCAGCCCUCCUCACCCAAACCGUUACGGCGGACUUCCAUAUGUACAAGGUUAAUAUUGCUGGUAGAGUAGGAUGGUCAGUCUACGAUCCAUCUGCAGGUGCUGCCGAUUGUUCUCAUGCUAGCCGCGAGGUUUGUCCAGAGAAGGGUGAUGAUGUUAGUGGAUCCGGCGUUCGAUGUAAAGGGGCUUGUAAAGACUAUGAACCUGGAAAUCAGAUGACCCAGAUCGAGAUGAACACUGGUUCUUUGUACGGAGAGCAUUUCACCUUCUACCAAGACCGCAACAAUGGUCUCUAUGACACCAACAACAAUCGAAUCGGCGAUUGCGCCCCUGGAGAUAACGCCCGGUUUGACUGCGGACGUACCGUCAUUGGAAGUAGGAAGUUGACCUGCUACUCCUAUCUCACUGCGGACAGAAUCAACUCAGCAUACAGAGGGUAG